Messenger RNA from Orussus abietinus, 1410 nucleotides. Its product is annotated as small lysine-rich protein 1. The coding region runs from base 1136 to 1360 and encodes 74 amino acids. NCBI's taxonomy places the organism in Eukaryota, Metazoa, Arthropoda, Insecta, Hymenoptera, Orussidae. The transcript is spliced from 2 exons. The record is from RefSeq and is a predicted model, not a curated record.
CUCGUGGACAUGCAAUGUCCUUGUCAUCCAAAUGGAAUCACACGGUCCUGUACUAUUCUUUUUAUACGGUGCAUGGUUUAUUUGAAAUAAUUAAUUGAAAAAUAGACAACCAGGGUCUUUGUUUAAUGAAACAGAGUCACACAGAGCGCGACGCGUUAAGUGCAAUUCUGAUUGGGUUUUCAUUUAUGCGCUGACGCGCCGCGCACUGUAACACUCGACGCUCUCAGUGAGACUGGUCUCUUGUUUUGCCCCUACACUACAAAGCUACAAAUAAAGCGCGACUGAUGCGCAUUCGUCCAAUAUAUUAUAUAUAAUAAUAUAUAUAAUAAUAAAUAGACGUAUCUGGACAUUUUUCAAUUAUUAGAAACAAUGCAUUGUAGAAAUAAAAUUCCACAAGACUUUUUCACUCCAUUUUCAAGGCUAGCAAUGUGUAAAUCGUACGAAUUCUAUUGCACUCUGUAUAUCGCAAUAAAAUGAAAAAAUAGGUAUUACAACGAUGUUACAUUAAAACAAAAUAAACUAGCGGUGUUCUUUUAGAGGAACGAACUGUUAAUAUAUAAUUCGUUAACAAUUCAUAAGAUAUUAUCUACGAUAUGAGAUAAGCGAUAUUUUUUCGAGUUAAGAGCAGGUUUACAGGACCUUGAAAUUAACGCCGCGGAAGUCUGGUUGCGUUUAGUAUCAUCAGAUUACAUCGGAGAGGAUGGCAGUAAUUAAAUUUCCCACGUGCACAACAUUCAGAACAUGUCGGAGAAACUUAUGCUGGGCAAAGCAAUGGGACUCAGAAAGUGAGAAAAUUCCGUUUCGUAUGGCAGAGUAUUUAUGGCAUUAUUGGAAUAAAAAUAUUUAUGUGACAUAGGAAUAAUUACAAUGAUAUCGACAAUAUUAUACACGAUGAUCAGCGAUCAGCGGCCCAGAAUAAUACCUUAGCAACCAGAAUCCUGAAUCAAUGAUUACGAUGAGAUUAUUGAUAUAACAAACCUCCUGACAACCAGCAGAGCAUCACAAAUUUAGUUUAUCGUGGAAAAUGAACUUGGAUUAAUAAACCCGGACUAUCGUCGGACGGUAUAAAGUGUAGAGUAUAAAAGUGCUUAAAGUACUUUGGCAAUUUAACGAAGACUUAGAAGUCAUUGUAAGAAUGGCAAAAGGCAAGGGAAAGAAGAAGGGAAAAAAUGGUAGCGGCUCGAAAAAAACGUCUCGUGGCUCGAAAAGCGCAGGGAAAGCACGAUUUGCCAUGGAUAUAUUUAACGAAGAAGUCAUGGAGAAUGCUUAUUAUCUUUGUCAUAACAUCAUGGAUGUGCUCUCUUGUCGUGGCUUCCCCUGGCCAGACGCUCAAAAGAAGAAGAAGAAAGGGAAGAAAUAAGGGAACGAUGCCAUACGUUCUCAGCACCUUAAUAAAGAUAAUAAAGACAA